Molecule: messenger RNA, 1194 nt
Organism: Micropterus dolomieu (smallmouth bass)
Lineage: Eukaryota; Metazoa; Chordata; Actinopteri; Centrarchiformes; Centrarchidae
Product: high affinity immunoglobulin gamma Fc receptor I-like
Exons: 5
Biological process (GO): cell surface receptor signaling pathway
Molecular function (GO): transmembrane signaling receptor activity
Source: RefSeq, a predicted model, not a curated record
GAGGAGGAAGAGGAGACCCAGUUUACUACACAGAGGACAGUGAUCCAGUCAGCAUCAACAAAAUUAUGUCCAACAGGGCCGUUGUGACUCUCCAACCCAACUGGCUUCAGAUCUUCAGUGGUGAGACGUUCACUGUCAGAUGUGAGAUCCAGGCAGGAGGAGACACUAAAUGGACGUAUGAAUGGACACCAGACGAAUUAAACAGACCUACAACAGACAAUGAAUACAGGAUCAUCAGAGCUACUGUGUCCCACAGUGGAGACUACAGCUGUAAGGGUAGAAGAGACUCAUAUUCCUCAACAGAGUGGAGUGAUGUCAUCAAAUUGACAGUAUCGUCACAGAUACCAAAGGCUGAACUGAGCGCUGACAGGAGAGACUUUCCAGCAGGGGGCAGUGUGACCCUGAGCUGCUCUGUGAACCCGUCAUCUGGUUGGAAAUACUUCUGGUACAGAGGAGAGAAAACCUCUGAACCCCUGAACACACAAGAUGCUCCCUUCAUCUCAGAUGGACAAAUCAGUGUCUCACAGGGAGGACUCUACUGGUGCAGAGGAGGAAGAGGAGACCCAGUUUACUACACAGAGGACAGUGAUGCAGUCAGUAUUAGCAAAAUUAUCACAAACAGGGCUGUUGUGACUCUGCAACCAAACUGGUCUGAGAUAUACUCAGGAGAGACGAUCAGUCUGAGAUGUGAGAUCAAGGACGGAGGAGACACUGAGUGGGAGUAUGAAUGGAAAACACCCAGCUCAUACAAACCUUUAAAAGACAGUGAAUACAGGAUUAGAUCUGCUUACUCAUCCCACAGUGGAGACUACAGGUGUAAGGGCAGAAUGAAAAGUGCACAGCAGUCUUCAACAGACUGGAGUGAUCCUGUCAAAUUAACAGUAUCAGACAAUAGACCCCAGCCUGUCCUCACUGUGUCUCCAUCCUGGCUGAGUCCUGGAGCCUCAGUAACUCUGAGCUGCAGAGUUAAAGAUCCAUCUGCAGGAUGGAGGUUCUUCUGGUUUAAGGCUGUUCCCAAACUAUCAGACUACUCCUACAGCCAUGAGCUGCUACCUGGCAGCAGCAACGGGACUGAACAGGAUUCCUACAUCGUUCAUGGACAGACACACACAGCAGGAUAUAAGUGCAGAGCUGGAAGAGGAGAUCCAGUGUAUUACACUUAUUACAGUGAACCAAAGUUUGUCUGGUCUGCAG